This is a messenger RNA of Periconia digitata, 591 nucleotides long. The record is from the annotation of a GenBank genome assembly. Lineage: Eukaryota; Fungi; Ascomycota; Dothideomycetes; Pleosporales; Periconiaceae.
ACAAAACAAUCAAAUAUGAUGAACGACGAAGGAAAUUUUUUUACAAAAUACUUCGAUUAUAGCCACGUACCUCCUUUCUCUCUCUCCCUCCCCACCCCCAUGUUCCUCCCUCGGCGCUCCCUCGCUCCUACUCCCCUUGAAAAACCCCCAUCCUUCCUUUCCCUAAUGCUAUGCCGAUUCUCCUACCCGUCCGUCCUCCGUCAUCGCAAAGGGGGUAUGGAGAUUGGGGGGGGGGGGGGGGGGGGGGGGGGUAAAAAAGGAGGGAGGAUACGAUAGUCUGCUUUGUUUCUUCGGCCCUAUUACCCCUACAGCCAACCACUUUUUUUUCCUUCCCGUUUUCAUGGGGCGGGGGCUAGGGAGAUAAUGACGUUGUGGGAUGAUGAUGAUGAUGAUGGCGGUGAUGAUGGUAAUGGUAGAUGCGAUAUUCGGAGGACAUAUUUUCCUCUUUUUUUUUGGGUAAGUUUUUAUCAUUUACAAAGGCGAAAGAAAUACGGAGGAGGGGGGGGUGGGGGAUAGGUUUUAGUUUUUGUAAUAACUUCCUUUUUUCCUUUCUCUUUCCUACAUACACCAAUAACAAAAACCCCCUUCGUU